AUGGGCAGACGCGCAAAAAACAAACAACCGCCUCCAGAACCUCUGAAACCAGUAAAAAAUGCUCCAUCAAAGUCGUCCAGCGAAUCCGCCCCACAAGGCAAAGCUAGGACAGCCAAUGCUCAGACGAGCGCAAAGCCAGCUGCCAAACGAAAGGCUAUGGAGAUGGAAGAGACUAGUUUUGAUGUGAAGCGACCGAUGAAAAAGUCGAAACAGGAUGUAAAAGCACCAGUGGCGAGCGGCAAAGCUGCAAAAGCACAAAAGGGUCAGCCAAUCAAGGACGAGUUGGAGAGCUCCGAAUCGGAAGAUGAGAGUGACGUCGAAGGAGAUAGUGAUGGUUGGGAAGGCGUCGCAGACGGUGCAGAUUUGGCAACCUCGAAAAAAUCACUCUUUCAAGGCAGUGACUCCGAGGAGGAAGAAGGUCUCAGUGCCCUUGAAGAAGAUGAGGAAAUGCUAGGAGACGACUUUAUACAAGGCCACAAGAUUCAAGAUUUGGAUCUCUCCGACUCGGAGCAGGACGAUGAAGGCUCCGAAGAAGGCAGUGAAGAAUCUGAAGAUGAGGACUCGGAUGCUCCUGUCACUGCCAAAAACAUGGAGAAGCGGUCAAAGGCAUUGGAAAGGCGAGCGCGACAAGAGGAACAAGAGGAAGUGGACGAGCAAGAAAUGCUACAGAAGCAAGCCGAAGAGGCUGAAGAUGCUAUGGAACUGGAUGAGGAAAUUGAUGGGUUUGUUUUGCCGUCUGCAGAGGAACGAGAGCAAGAGGCUCAGAGCGGUGGGGUGGACCUUGCCGUGGUACAGAAGCGGAUACGAGCUUGCACACGUAUUUUGAACCGAUUCACAAAACUUGCAGAGCCUGGCAGGUCGAGAUCGGAGUACGUCGCACAACUGAUUGCAGACAUUGCGUACAACUAUGGAUACAAUCAAUUCUUGGCUGAGCGACUGUUCCAACUCUUCACCGUUAACGAGGCUAUUGAAUUCUUUGAAGCCAAUGAAACCCCGCGUCCAGUUACGAUUCGGACCAACACCCUGCGGUGCAGAAGACGAGACCUUGCUCAGGCACUUAUUAAUCGAGGUGUUAACUUGGAGCCGAUAGGAAAGUGGUCCAAAGAGGGUCUUCAAGUGUUUGAGAGUUCUGUUCCUAUCGGUGCGACACCAGAGUAUCUCGCUGGACACUACAUGCUCCAAUCCGCCUCAUCCUUCCUCCCAGUCCUCGCUCUCGACCCCAAGCCAAACGAGCGGGUGCUCGAUAUGGCGUCUGCUCCGGGUGGCAAGACGACGUACAUCUCGGCGCUGAUGCAAAAUACGGGCCUUGUCUUCGCCAAUGAUGCCACCAAGGCGAGAACAAAGAGCCUAUCGGCCAACGUCCACCGUCUAGGCUGCAAAAACGUGAUCGUGUGCAACUAUGAUGGACGUGAAUUCCCAAAAGUCAUUGGGGGUUUUGACCGCGUCCUGCUGGAUGCGCCAUGCAGUGGAACGGGAGUCAUUAGCAAGGAUCCGAGUGUAAAGAUUAACAAGUCCGAGCGAGACUUUGUACUUCUCUCGCACCUCCAAAAGCAACUCAUCCUCUGCGCUAUCGACUCUGUAGAUCCGAAAACCGCGGCCAUUGUCGUCUACUCUACAUGCUCCAUCAUGCCAGAGGAAGACGAGGCAGUCGUAGCAUAUGCUCUCCGCAAGCGACCUCAUGUGAAGCUUGUGCCCACUGGACUCGAGUUUGGCAAAGAGGGCUUUACCAACUUCCGCGGCAAGCAAUUUGGCGAGAGUCUGAAACUCACCAGACGGUUCUAUCCACACGUGCACAACAUGGACGGUUUCUACGUUGCCAAAUUGCAUGUGGGCAAGCGGGUGAAGACAAAAGAAGGGGAAAGAAACGAGCCAGAGUUGACUGGUAUCAUCGACGAUGAAGGUGGACAAAAGGGUGCUAAAAAGAAGGGGUCUGCGCAGGACGAGAUCAAGUUUGACGACGAAGCUGAUCAGGCGUACAUUGAAGCAGCCAAGCGAAAGAGACUAAAACAAAAGGGCUCACAUGGAGCGACAUCGAAGAAAGUCGCCUUGUAG
Molecule: messenger RNA, 2052 nt
Organism: Serendipita indica DSM 11827
Lineage: Eukaryota; Fungi; Basidiomycota; Agaricomycetes; Sebacinales; Serendipitaceae
Source: the annotation of a GenBank genome assembly